UGCUGAUGCUGUCCAGGCUAAACAAGCCCAGCUCCUCCUUGUGCUUCUGGUCCUUUACCCUCUCUGCUGGCUUUCUCCAGCAAAGCUCCUGGCAGGGAGCUCAGGAGAGCAGCCCGGCUGGGUUUGUGCCAAGGUGUGCCAAACCUCUGCCAGCUGGCAGUGAAGGUUUGGCCUUCUCCAAGAAGUUGCUGUGGAGUAAAUUCAAGCCUGAGCCGUUUGUCACCAUCAUUCCAGCAUGGAUCCCCUGACAGGGUCACUCAGUGGACGUGAAUCGAAGAUUUUUCACCUUAAAUCCAGUGACAGCGAGCAAAUCACACGCACCAGCCAUGAGGAAUUAAGUGGAGCGUGGACAAAUGGUCCUGGAGAAGUAUCCCAACACACCCAUGAGCCAUAAAGAGAUCCUUCAAGUGAUCCAGAAAGAAGGACUUAAGGAAAUCAGGCUGCACUCCACCUGCAGAAGUGGCACAUCCCCCCUGGCCUGCCUGAAUGCCAUGCUGCACACCAACUCCCGCGGAGAGGAGGGCAUCUUCUACAAGGUGCCCGGCAGGAUGGGCGUCUACACCCUCAAGAAGGACAUCCCCGACGGGCUGAAGGAGCUGUCGGAGGGCUCGGAGGAGAGCAGCGAUGGCCACCACUCUGACUCGCAGAGCUCGGAGCACAGCAGCUCCAGCAGCGACGCCUGCGCCGCCAAGGACAGGAGGAAGAGCAGGUGGAAAAGGAAAGUGUCGUCGCGCCUGGCCCCCGCGGGCUCCCCGCAGCCCGGCUGCCCCUCGCCGUCCAUCCCUGCCAAGGGCCUCUCCUGCUCCCAGAAGCACAGCAAGAAGGCCCUCAAGCAGGCCCUGAAGCAGCAGCAGCAGAAGCAGCAGCAGCAGCAGCAGCAGCAGUGCCGGGCGGGCAUGGGGCCGGGCAUGGGGCCGGGCAUGGCCCUGCCCUCCAGCCAGCACGUCCUGCUCAAGGCCAAGGCCACCCCUGGGCGCUCAGGCUGGGAAGGGAAGCAGGCAGAUGGACAUUCCAGCAGCCCCCCAAACUCCACGUCCAGCUCCUCGCCCUCGGUGAAGCUCGAGAACUCCCUGCCAGGGCUGCCCAAGAAGCCCUUUGCCAGAUCUGACAGGCUCCAUGCACGUAAGAGAUGGAUUCCCUGCUUCUCCUGCUUUCCCAGGGCUUUUUCCUCCAGUGCCAGGGCAAAACUAAACCGGCAGAAUGGAGUGAAGUGUGUUCAUGGCAUUGCUGAGGGGCCCUGGGAGGGGCUGCUGGGAUUGGGAUCAAUAAUUCAUCAUUGCAUCCUCAGAUCAGCCCUUCCCAGCUGGGCCUCUCCUGGGGAUUCCCAGCUGUUGGACCUAACAGUGGAACAGGGGCUGGCAGGACAGGGGCUGGAUCAGCCCUUCAGGGAGGGAGCCUGGGGGCUCUGCGGUGACAUGGGGGACAAGCUCCACUCAGAGCCACGGGGUUUGCAGCACCCCAAAACUGCCUGGGAGGCAUCCGAGGGUCGGACACAUUUCUUGUCUCAAGGCAGGGACAGGAGGGGUUUCUCCAAAGGGAUUUCUCCACCCCCACCACGAGAUCUCUCAGAGGAAACUGCAAACCCCAGCCCGUGGGUCGGUGUUGCCGUGUCUCAGCCGCGCUUUUCUCCCACUCUCUUGCAGAUUCCCGUGUCCAGAAUCUCCCCGAUGCCAUUUCCUGCGAGCCAGGUCUCUCCCAGGGCGUGCUUCCCCCUGUCCCUCAGCAGUCCGGGCAGGACAGGGGCCAGGACCUUGGCCGACAUCAAGGCAAGAGCCCAGCAGGCCAAGGCUCAGAGGGCAGCGGCCGCCGCCGCCGCCGCCUCGGCCGGGGGAGCCGUGCCGGGGCCCGGCCCGGGCGGGGGGAGACCCCCGGGCAGGGGGGGAGACGGGAGAGAGCCCGGCGGAGCCUCCCAAGCCGCAGCUGGAGCACAGGCACUGGAACUGGCAGGAACUGGAAGCGGGGGAGGUUCGAGAAGGUUUCUUCCCCGUUGCCCAGGGCCCCGUUCCCAGGUGGAGGGCCAGGCGGAGCCGGGAGCUGCUCGCCAUCCUCCUGGAGCACAACUACAGCCAGGGGCGGCCCCGGCGCUAGGGAACGGUGCUGGGGCCACUCCGAGCCCCCCGCGGGGCACGGCCACCCCCGGGUCCCCGGGCACCCCCAGCGGGGACCGAGCGGGGACAGCCCCUCCUGCCCCGGCCCGGGGGGCUCCGGCGGCCGGGAAUGGGAAUGGGAACGGUCCCUCGGCGGGGACCGGCUGUGACCUUCCCAAAGGCAAAUCUCCUUCCCCUCUGGUGUCCCCCCCGCCAGCUGCGGGCCCCGGAGGCCAGGCUGGAGCUGUGGGUGCACCCGUCCCACCCUCCAGCAGCUCCUCAGUAGCAGCCAGCCUUAAAUCUCCUGCCGGUGGGGCCCUGCCCCGAGCGAGCUCCAGCAUUCCUGCCAACAACCCUUUGGUCACCCAGCUGCUCCAGGGCAAGAGCGUCCCUCUGGAGCAGAUCCUGCCCAAGCCGCUCACCAAAGCAGAAAUGAAAACCGUCCCGGUGGCUGCUCAGGAAGAGAAGGGGGCGGCAGCUCCCGGUGCGGCGGGGAACGGCGCCGAGGCGGGGGACAGAGCAUCGGCUUUGCCCCCGCAGCAGCUCGGGAAGAUCUUCUGCCAGAACAGGCCCCUGCCUCACAUUCCAAGGACCUUCCCGCUCCCCUCGGGAAAGGACCCCGGGCCUGAGCAGCACCAGGGCCACGAGGCGCUCAGCAAAUCCACCCAGGAGCAGAUCCUGCAGACUCUCAUCAAGAGGGUGCAGAGGCAGAACCUGCUGCCCGUCCUCCAGCCCUCGCAGCUGAACCUCCCGCACUCAGGUUUCCCGGUGGAAAACAGCUCCACCAGCCAGAGAUUCAUGCUGGGCUUCACGGGCAGGAGGACGUCCAAGCCUGCCAUGUCCGGGCACUACCUGCUCAACAUCUCCACCUACGGCCGCGGCUCGGAGAGUUUGAGGAGAGGCUUCUCCCUGAACGCCGAGCCCCGCCUGGGGCUGAGCAGCCCCGCCGAGGGUGCCAGGGCAGAGCUCGGGGAGGGCGAGGACGUGGGCGGCAGCAGCAGCAGCGAGGAGGACGCGGACGACGAGAGCUCCGGGGACGAACGGGAGCGCAUCGGCGUCAAAGAGGAGCCACGGGCGGGGCAGGGCGAGAAGGAGCAGGGCUCACACGGCCCCGCGGAGCCCGGCUCCCUGGGGGCGAAGGCCGAGGCGGCCCCAGUGCCACCAGCAGCCAAGGAGAAGGCGGCGGCGCUGGACGGCACCGCGCUGGCCCGGGACCUGCUGCAGGCGGCACAGGAGCAGAUGGCCCACGCCAUGAGGGGCAAGGGCCACGGCGGCACGGAGCUCUUGGUGCCCCCCACCCCGUCCCCGGACCCGGCGCAGCCCCCGCUGCUCCCUGCCCCGCACCCCCCGAAGCUGCCCGGGAGCGCCGGGGCGCAGCUGCUGGGGCCCAGCUACAGCGGCACCAUCAACGUCUCCACCUCGCCCGACGUGGGCCAGGGCUCGCUCAUGAGCGAGUGCAACCAGCUGGCCAGCUCCAUGGGCAACGUCAUGUCCUUCUCCGUGACCGUCACCACCAUCCCCGCCGGGCAGGCUGUGAACUCGGGCGGCCACGGGCAGAGCCUCCCGGUGCAGGCGUUCGCCGAGGACGGCGCCGUGGAGGAUCCCCCUUCCAAAUGUUACUGCAGGUUGAAAGCCAUGAUCAUGUGCAAGGGCUGCGGUGCCUUCUGCCAUGACGACUGCAUCGGCCCCUCCAAGCUCUGCGUCUCCUGCCUCGUCGUGCGGUAACGGGGGCGGCACGCGGGCGGCAGCACGGCUUCCUCCGGGGGCUGCUGUGGGAAGGAUCUCGGGAAGAAACAGGAAUUUUACUGCCUUGCACAAGAGACACGUUACUGAAUCAGGAAUACAGAGUUAGAGUCCUUCUUUCAUUAACGAAAGAGCACCUUCUUGUACAGGGAGUCGAAAUCGCGCUCGACUACGUGAAUCGUGACAAGAGUUUGCACUUAAGGAAUUAUGUAAAUACGCCACAUUAUUUUGUUUAAAGAUAUUUUUUCAAUCUUUUAGGAGCUAGUGUUUGACUUGUACUGCAGUUCCAGUAACCCCAGCCUGCCGUGAGCACGUUGGUGAGCUCUGCUCUCCCCGGGGAGAUCCAGCCCGCGGCCCACUGCUGGUUUUCUCCUGGCAGAGGGAACGGGAUAAUCCGAGUCCAGCCGUGUGUGGUGAUGGAGCACCGAGGCAGGAGCCCCGAGCAGGCUCCCGUGGCUGCUCCUGGUUCGGAUCCCCGGGAGCCGGGCGGCAGCAGCGAUGCCGUGCCAGCCUUUCCCUCCAUUGCCUUCCCUCUGUUGCAGAGGCUCCCGGGCUGUGCAGGGCGGGCUGGGGUUCCUGCUUUGCAGAUCCCCUCUGCCAGCGUCCCAGCUGAAGGGAGCUGUGCUGCUGCUGGAGCUGCAGGGAGCUGGGCUGGCCAUGGCAGUGACCACAACAGCUCAGUCCUGGGGGCUGCCAGUGACCCAGCAGGAGCAGGGGACACACAGCUGUGCUUGGCCGGGCAGGGCUGGCAGGAGC
This is a messenger RNA of Motacilla alba alba, 4586 nucleotides long. RefSeq names its product ASXL transcriptional regulator 2 (gene ASXL2). Lineage: Eukaryota; Metazoa; Chordata; Aves; Passeriformes; Motacillidae. Gene Ontology annotation, biological process: animal organ morphogenesis; positive regulation of transcription by RNA polymerase II. The record is from RefSeq and is a predicted model, not a curated record. The transcript has 9 exons. Bases 354 to 3812 code for a protein of 1152 amino acids. Gene Ontology annotation, cellular component: PR-DUB complex. Gene Ontology annotation, molecular function: chromatin binding; DNA binding; peroxisome proliferator activated receptor binding.